Homarus americanus (American lobster) is the source of this 525-nucleotide messenger RNA. RefSeq names its product transmembrane protease serine 13-like. Bases 1 to 525 code for a protein of 174 amino acids. The transcript is spliced from 2 exons. NCBI's taxonomy places the organism in Eukaryota, Metazoa, Arthropoda, Malacostraca, Decapoda, Nephropidae. The record is from RefSeq and is a predicted model, not a curated record.
AUGCCCCUAGGCGCUCUUUCUGCCCCCAGGGUCCGUAUAGUGACAGUUCUACCUGGGGCCUUCCCAUUUGCCCUACCAUAUGCGACGGCUUCAGGGGCUCUCCGAGGGGAGUUGGUGCUCCCAGGGUACUUACAAGGGGCCCUGUCAGGGGCUGUGGUUCCCCCAGUGGCCCUACCAAGGAUGGUGGCGCCGUCACAGACCCUCCCAGAGGCGGUUGCUCCCCAAAGGACCCUCCUAAGGGCUACCUCGCCCCCAAAUUCUAUCCCAGAGGCGACGGAGCCCUCUGGGGCCCUCCCUGGGGAAACUGCGCCCAAAGGAGCCCACUUCGGGGCGACGCCGCCCCCAGGGGAAUUCCCAGAGGUAGCGGCGCUCCCAGGGCACCACCCAGGAGUAACGGUGCCCCCAAGGGCUAACCCAAGGAUGGUGGCGUACUUAGGGGCUCUCCCAGGGGAGGUGGCGCCCACAGAGGCCCUCCCAGCUGCAGCCGCGUCCUCAGUGGACCUCUCAGGACUGGUUACACCCUGA